Gossypium raimondii (Peruvian cotton) is the source of this 1627-nucleotide messenger RNA. RefSeq lists its product as uncharacterized. Lineage: Eukaryota; Viridiplantae; Streptophyta; Magnoliopsida; Malvales; Malvaceae. Bases 29 to 1534 code for a protein of 501 amino acids. The transcript has a single exon. Gene Ontology annotation, molecular function: protein binding. The record is from RefSeq and is a predicted model, not a curated record.
CUUUCACUCAAUUUCUCAAAGAAAAACAAUGGGUAAUCUUUCUCUUUCGAUUUUAGUUUUGAUCGCCAUUUUUGGUUCUUGUUGGUCUCACGAGGUGGUUAGUGACAAUGAUGAUGGUGGUCUGUAUCCGUUCAUUGGGACUAACAGGGAAACGUUAGAGAUCAUUAUCGGCGGCGGCGGCGGUGAAGCUCCUGCUCCGUCGCCUGAAGAUUGUCCUCCUCCGCCACCUGAACCUGAAUGUCCACCUCCAGCAUCUCCACCACCACCACCACCACCACCACCACCACCACCACCACCACCACCACCACCACCACCACCAACACCAAAACCACCGCCAAGACCACCGUCGAAAUGUGGUUACCGGAGCAGCAACCUCUGCUUCGAAAACGAACUGCUCGCAACAUCUUAUGGAGUAAUCCAAAAGUUCAAGAAGCUAAUCAAACCAGACGAAAAUGGCAAAAGAUACACAAAAACAUGGAACGGUCCCAACGUUUGCAAAUACAAAGGCUUCAAUUGUGAUGUGCGACCGGACGUGAAAAAAAAAGCAGUCGCCGCCGUCGAUUUCAACGGCGCUAAGCUCUCCGGCAUCAAUGGUUCCCUUCCACUCCACGAUUUCAUCGACGGAUUAACAGAUUUAGCCAUUUUCCAUGCCAAUUCCAACAACUUCACCGGCACCGUUCCGUUCAUCGGAACGUCCAAAAUCAAAUACCUCUACGAACUUGAUCUCAGUAACAACAAGAUCACCGACGAUUUCCCGAUGGAAGUCCUCCGUGCCACACAAUUAACUUUCCUCGAUAUAAGGUUCAACCGAAUCAAAGGCGUCGUUCCGGCGACAGUUUUCAAAUUAGACCUCGACGUUCUCUUCAUCAACAACAACAAUUUCAGGCAACGUCUACCGGAAAAUUUAGGCGAUACACCGGCGUUAUACAUAACAUUUGCAAACAACAAGUUCACCGGUCGGAUCCCGCCAAGUAUUGGCAAAGCUAAAAACCUCCUCGAAGUACUAUUCCUCAACAACGAACUCACUGGUUGUUUACCGUACGAGAUCGGCUACUUACAAAACGCCACCGUUUUUGACGUCGGAAUGAAUAAACUAACCGGGCCGAUACCACAUUCGUUCGGUUGUUUGAAAAAGAUGGAGCAACUCAAUUUAGCCGGCAAUGAAUUUUACGGCGAAGUACCGGAAAUCGUUUGCCGGUUAUCGAAUCUUCAAAACUUGUCUUUGUCGAGUAAUUAUUUCACCCAAGUCGGACCGGCAUGCCGGGAUUUGGUAAUGAAGAAGAAGCUCAACGUUAAGAACAACUGUAUCUUGGAUUUGCCGGAGCAACGAUCAAAAGCCGAUUGUGCUAUGUUUUUCUCGAGAAAACUGAUUUGUGAUAGAACAGAAUCUUUCAAAUGGAUUCCUUGUAUGGCAGGGAAAAAUGGGUUUCAUUCAAAUUCCACUGAAGAAUCUGAGAAAAAAGAAUCUACUGGUUCUAGUUCUUCUUCGCCGUCAGCUACUACUUAUGGUGUUCUUAAACCUCAUCGGUUAUGAACAAAACGAAAAUAUAAUAAGGUUAAAUAUGUUAUAAGUCCCUGUACUCUUUCCUAAUUUAAAAUUUAGUCAUUUUACUUUUAUUUUCAGAAA